Molecule: messenger RNA, 4315 nt
Organism: Theobroma umbraticum
Lineage: Eukaryota; Viridiplantae; Streptophyta; Magnoliopsida; Malvales; Malvaceae
Product: Plant regulator RWP-RK family protein
Molecular function (GO): DNA-binding transcription factor activity; protein binding
Source: RefSeq, a predicted model, not a curated record
UUCAACUUUCAAGAAAAAAAGUAUAAUAAAAUAAAUACAAGGAGAAAAUAAAACAUAAUAUAGGUAUAGUACCGGUUUCAGACUUGCGGUAUCUUCAAGAAUCUCCACAUAGUACAUAGUGAGUUGCUGUCUCUUUUUUUUUUUUUUUGAAAGAAAAUGAAAAUCUCUUGCGUUUAAUGAUUAAUGUUUUGGGUUAUAUUAGUACAUAAACCAGAUUAGUUAGCUCUGGUAAUAGGGAUUAUGGUGAAAAUACUUUCAUUUAAGCGUAUUUUCUUUAUUCCUUCUGUUAAAACGAGAAUCUUGAAUCAAAAGUGGUAAAGGUAUCAGGUGACCAACUUGGGAAGAAUCUGUGGAAAGUGGGAUUUUAUUCUUUUGUUCUUUUGUUUUCGUUUUCAAUUUGUGCCGUGAAAAUAUGGUGCUUCUCAUAUUGAGAUUUAUCCAUUGAUUGAUUCUCGUCUUACUUGCUGGUGAUUUCUAUCUUUUCUUUUUCUUCUUGUGACUGAUAUUUGAUGCGGAACAGCGAAAGGGAAGUCUAAUCUUUAUAUGAUACUCGUUAUUUAUUCCCUCUCCUUUGCCUUGAGCUUUUAGUCGAUCGGUUUUGCUGUUUCCGAUUCUCUGUGGAAUUUCAUUAUAUUCUCAUGAUCUUAUCCAAGUUGGUGUUCCUAAAGAAUUUGAUCGGUCAUGUUUGGUCAAUAUGGGCAGAUUAUCUUUUGAAGACUGAAAUUCAUCCUAGAAGUUAUUCUUGUCAAAUUUAUAGUUGACAUUAGAUCAUCCUGAAGGACCUUGGAUUUCUAAAUUCAGUGGGAAUAAGGCCACCAUGGAAGAUGCCGUUUUCUCACCGGGCGCCAUGCUGGGCGGGCCUUCAGAUUCAGCAAUGGACUUUGAUUACAUGGAUGAAUUGUUUUUAGAUGGAUGCUGGUUGGAGACAGCAGAGGGAUCUGAAUUCCUUACUCUUAGUCCGUCCAGUUCAAAUGCUUUCUUUGAUCCUGCAUUCAUGUGGCCUACUUCAGAGUCUAACACUGGUGAUUUGGGUGCUGGCCUCUCUCAAAUACAUAAUCAAGGAGAGAACCAGAGAUCAUUGUUGCCUGGGAAUUCACAUAUGAAUGGGACUCAAGCUGAAAGUUUGGUCAGUCCUCAAUUUAGCCACAUGGCUGAUGUUGACAGAAUUCACAGUCCACAUGGUUAUUGUAUAACUGAAGGUUCUGAGCUGAGCAAAAGGUGGUGGAUUGGACCCAGAACUAGUCCAGGUCCUGCAACUUCUGUAAUGCAGAGGUUAAUUCAGUCACUUGGUUACAUUAAAGAUUUCGCAAAAGAAAAAGAUGUCCUUGUACAGCUAUGGGUUCCUGUAAAUAGAGGAGGUAGACGUGUUCUAACUACCAGUGAACAACCCUUUUCACUCGAUCCCAACUGCCAAAGGCUUGCAAGUUACAGGAACAUCUCCGUCAAAUAUCAAUUCCCAGCAGAGGAGGAUUCCAAGGACACAGCAGGACUGCCUGGUCGGGUUUUCUUGAGUAAGGUUCCGGAGUGGACUCCUGAUGUCCGAUUCUUUCGAAGUGAUGAAUACCCACGGUUAGGUCAUGCUCAACAACAUGAUGUCCGUGGAAGCUUUGCCCUUCCUGUUUUUGAACAAGGUAGCAGAACUUGCUUGGGUGUUAUUGAAGUUGUGAUGACUACCGAGAAAAUCAAGAUUCGUCCUGAGCUCGAAAGUGUUUGCAAAGCAUUAGAGGCCGUCAAUCUUAGGAGUUCUAUAGCUUCCAGCGCUCAAAAUGGAAAGGCAUGCAAUAAAUCCUACCAAGCUGGCUUACCCGAGAUCAAAGAAGUUUUAAGAUCUGCUUGUGAGACGCACGGAUUACCCCUGGCUCAGACUUGGGUUUCUUGUAUUGAGCAAGGUAAAGAGGGCUGCCGCCAUUCCACUGAUAACUAUGUUCAUUGCGUGUCUACUGUGGAUGAUGCUUGCCAUAUAGGUGACCCUAAUAUCCUGGGUUUUCAUGAGGCUUGCUCCGAGCAUCACUUGUUAAAAGGUCAGGGUGUUGCUGGAGGAGCAUUUACGACUAACCAACCAUGCUUCUCAGCUGACAUAACUUCCUUUAAAAAGACUGAAUAUCCUCUUGCUCACCAUGCAAUGAUGUUUAACUUGCAUGCUGCUGUUGCAAUUCGUCUGCGAUGCAUCCACACUGGUAAUGCGGACUUUGUAUUGGAGUUCUUCUUACCUACAGACUGCAGAGAUCCCGAAGGACAGAAGAAGAUGCUUAAUUCUCUAUCCAUCAUUAUACGACAAGUAUGCUGUAGCUUACGGGUUGUAACAGAUAAAGAGCUAGAGGAAGAAACAGAUUUGGCAGUUAGCGAAGUUAUAGCCCCUUCGGAUGGCAUACCUAGUAGAGAUCAGUUAUCAAAAGAGCAGUGCACUCAUUGUUCACUAAAGUGUUCUUCAGAAAAUUCAUCUUGGACUGCCAGUCUCACUGAGGUUCAACAGAACACUAACGCUCCCUUGGGACUUGGAAAGGAAAAACCAAGGGCAAUGUUGGAUGAAGAAUUGUCUAAGGUGAAGCAGCAUCAUGAACAUGUUGGCCUAAGAGAAAGUGUUGAGUGUGGAGAUUCCACUUUCAAUGAGAUUAGCUUUACAAGUUUGGCUAUGGGAAAAACAGGAGAGAAAAGGCGUACCAAGGCAGAAAAAACGAUCACUUUGCAAGUUCUCCACCAACAUUUUGCUGGAAGCCUAAAAGAUGCUGCAAAAAGCAUUGGUGUGUGCCCCACAACCUUGAAAAGAAUCUGUAGGCAACAUGGAAUAAAACGAUGGCCUUCUCGAAAAAUCAAGAAAGUUGGACACUCCUUACAGAAACUCCAAAACGUCAUCGACUCAGUACAAGGUGCCUCUGGUGCUUUUCAUAUUAGUUCCUUCUAUUCAAACUUUCCAGAGCUGGCCUCUCCAAAAUUAUCUGGAACCAGUACAUUAACAACCACAAGGCUGAAUGAUCAGCCAAAGCAAUCAAGCAUACAGCCUGAGGGUGAUAAUUUCCUGCCCCAAGCUGCUACUUCAAAUUCACCUUCAUCCUCAUGUAGUCAAAGUUCCAGUUCAAGUCAAUGCUACUCCAGUGAAACGCAUCAACCUUCUAACAUUUUUGGUAGUGAAGAUCUUAUAAUCGGAAAAAGCUCUGGGGAUUGUGAGCUGAAAAGGGUCAGAAGUGACGUGGAGCUGCAUGCUGUAAGUCAAGAAGGACCAAAGCUGUUCCCAAGAUCCCAGAGCCUUCAAUCUCUCAAUGAACAGCUUAUUUCUGACAGUCUUCAUCCCAUAUCGAAGAAUACUAGCCAGAUUGCUCAAGAUUUCAAUGCUCAAAGGAUAAAGGUCACAUAUGGAGAAGAGAAGAUCCGACUCCGCAUGCAGAAUAAAUGGCGAUUUAAAGAUUUAUUGCAGGAAAUUACACGACGAUUUAAUAUAGAUGACAUAAGUAGAUUUGAUCUCAAGUACUUAGAUGAUGAUUCUGAGUGGGUCUUAUUAACAUGUGAUGAGGAUUUGGAGGAGUGUAUUGACAUAUGUCAAUCAUCCCAGGGCAACACAAUUAAACUCUCACUGCAAGUUUCUCAUCAUAAUUUGGACUGGUCUUCAGGUAGCACUGGUCCUUUGUGAUCUAAAGUUGUGAUGCCAGCGGGUAGUAUUCGUAUGAAUGCUUUCUCUCGUUGAUUCAGAUUUCAGUUUUCUCAGGGCAACAAAAUUAAACUCUCAUUGCAAGUUUCUCAUCAUCACUUGGGACAGGUCUUCAGGUACCACUGGUCCUUCGUGAUCUAAAGUUGUAGGACCAGCGGGUAGAAUUCAUACGUAUGCUUUCUCCCAUUGAUACAGAUCAUGGCUCAAAUCGUGCUUGGUAAGUUAUGAGAAAAUCGAUCCUGGCAGCAGUCUGAAACAACGUCUUUGAGAGCAGAAAUCUUAAUCCUCCUUGGUGACGAUUACCGUUGUUGGAAUGCUGUGUCGAAUGAAACAAUGGUUUCUUGGCCUAGCAGAAGUUAAAUAAAAAGAGAAAAGAAAAAUUUGAAAGGAAAUAAUUCUGACAGGAUUCAGGGAAGUAGAGUUUGACGACCGUUUUCUACUGGAGGAACCAGAGGUGGUUUUAAGUUUAAAAGUUUCAUUCAAUACCAUGAACGCCACCUUAAGCUGCCUGUGUUUCUGAGGCAGAGGCUUGAGUGCGUGAAAUUGGUGCACUUGGAAUCUGUUUCUCUUUUUCUAGAUGAGAUUUGCUGUAUAUUUAGUCAGGACUAGAGCAGUAAACUGCUGUGUCAAGUGAAUUUAUCAGAAAAAAAGAAGAGAUUUGCCUUCCCAGUU